Molecule: messenger RNA, 2349 nt
Organism: Melanotaenia boesemani (Boeseman's rainbowfish)
Lineage: Eukaryota; Metazoa; Chordata; Actinopteri; Atheriniformes; Melanotaeniidae
Product: cyclic nucleotide-gated cation channel beta-1-like
Exons: 12
Coding region: 225-1727 (500 amino acids)
Biological process (GO): positive regulation of transcription by RNA polymerase II
Molecular function (GO): RNA polymerase II cis-regulatory region sequence-specific DNA binding; DNA-binding transcription activator activity, RNA polymerase II-specific
Source: RefSeq, a predicted model, not a curated record
CAAACCACAAAAGCUGCUACAUGAACCUGCAUCUGUCAAUCUGCUGAAAAACUUUCACCCAGGCAAAAAAGAAAAAUAAAAGAAAAGAAAAAUUUAGCCUUCCUUUCAGGAGAGAAAUGCUUUCUUGUUUUUUUUUUUCUUUUUUUUAAUAUUGCUCUUGUCAACAACCUUUUAGGAGGAAUUGUGGCUGAGUGCAACACUGUUUAGUUUGGAAAGGGGGUUAAAUGGAGAAGAAAAGAACUUGGUUAAGAGCCUUUCACGAGAAUGGAGAUGAAGAUGAAAAAUCCAGAGAGAGAAGACUUGGAUUAAGAGAAAGAAAGCGAAUCAGUUACACUGUAGAAGGAACUGUCCACGAGGAUGAGGAACAAGAGAGUGCAGAGGAGGAGAAAGACGAAUACAAACAUGUAUCAUCAGAAUUGCCUGUAGUUUGUGGAACCAAAAAGGGCCUCCUGGAUGUCAAAAAGCUGGAAGGAGGUGAGGCGUGUAUUACGUGUGAGGGGUAUUUGCUGACACCACCUGCUUUUGAGUGCCUUGCGGGAAAGGGUACUGCUAAGAAAUGGAAAGCUAGCAUAUUUUAUAAUAAGAAACCUCUACAGUUUUGGUUUGAGCAAGGUUACCUGUCCACAAAAGGAUAUAAUAAGGGAAAAAGAGCCAUACAGGAACCGGAGCCGGAGAAACUGUCUGACGGAGAAUCAGAAAUAGAUUUUGCAGAGGAAACUGAAGAAGAGGAUGUCAAAGAUGAUGACUGGCUUUCAAGUAAUGACGAGCAGGCACUAGAGACAGAGGAAGAGAGCGAAGACGGUGGAAAAGAUGAAGCUGGCAUAGAAAACCUUGAGAGUGACAGUGAAGAUGACAGUCUGGAAAUGUUGGAUACUGAGGAUGAAGAUGUAACUGACAUCUCUGGUAAUUCUGCGGCCCAAACGGCUAAUAAAGCAGAAGACCCUAAAGUGAUUACUUCCACUCCUGAGAAACUUUGCGUGCAGAAGGAGGUAAAAAUAAUCAUCAAAAGGCUUUCAGUGGCCGACAGUGAUUGUCAGACCAACCUCAUGGAGUGUCCGCUGGAAGACACAUGGAAUAAGUCUUUGGGUGCAGGCAAUCACAGCGAAGAAGUGACUGAUAACAGCAGUGCAACACUGGAUGACCUGUUCUUCACAUCAGCGAAGGAAAAUCAGCCCUCACUGGUGGCAGGGGCCGCCAGAACUUGUGGAUUUAAGGGAAAACCAGAUCGACAGAGAGGAAUCAAAACUGAGACCUCUUCAUAUGAGGAGAAAGAAGAUGGAGAGUUGGAGAUAUGUUGUGGGAAGGAUAGCAAAAUAAGCAAAGAGGAGCAUUUUGACAUGUCAAUAUCUCAGUACAACAUCCAACCACGUGCAGCUGAAGACAGGGAUGUGACGUCGAGGAGAGUACCUGAACAGCCACUUAUUAUAGAGAAAAUCUUCCAGCCCACUCCGAGCCCUGUCUCUAUACCUGUGACUGUGCCGGUACAUCAGGAUCACACAAACGUCAAUGCACAUUUACAAGGGAUGACGUCAAAUGUGUGCACACCCCAAACCAGCCAGACCCCAGAAAUUGCAGAGGCCUCUUCAAGAGCUUCAUCUGGCUCCGAUGUGGAAACAAUGGAUCUACAUCAGCUGAAGAAGGAAAAAAUUAAAAUGCAACUCAGAGUUUUAAAAUUACAAGAGGAAUAUUUCAUCUUGAAACUGGACAAAUUAAAAAAGCCACAAUGACACUUGUAUAAAUUUUAUUAAAUAAAUGCUUUUAUUAAUUUGCUGGUAUGAUGGAUGCUCAUUGGCCCCAGUCAUUAUAUGAGCAGGAUUAUACCAUCCGUGUUGGAUGCUAGCAUUUCUCCAGGUCCAGGGUAUUUGCAACAUUGCUGGCAAUGUGAAGCUCAGCCAUGCACUCCUUUCUCAGAGAAUGUAAUCUUUUUUGUUUCUUUGUGUUUUUGUUGUACUUGUCCUGUUCAGCAUGGCGGUGGCAGAAUGGUGGUCUGGCUGCUGUGUUGUGCCGAACAAAUUUUCUAUACCAAGGGGAGCUUUAUGAGUUCAAGGCUCCUCUUGAUAAUCUGAUUUUUUUUCCAUGUAAACCAGUUCACUUACAUAAGGUUAGUAAAUCAUGCUGAAAUUGAAAUAAUUCUUCCAGAUAAUGACUGAUGAUUUAGUCUACCACCAGCACAUAUGACAGGUUUCUUCCCUGUCUUUUUCCAUUACUCUCUGGGAUAAAUGAAGUAAUUCAUUCAUUUUAUUUCAUUAUAUUUACUGUUAACAUCUGAGUCCCCAAAUAUAGCACGUCCUCCAUUUCAUGUUAUUAAAAAAAGAAAUGUAAUACUUGUAAUAAAGUAUUCCAAACCUU